ACUAGGUCGACGUGGAUAUCAUGGGUAUGGAGCACCAUGGUAGUGCCAGUACAGAGCUCAGACCCGGGUUACGGAGACUUUGAACUGGUUGAUGCCGAUCACUUUAAUAUAUGCAAACCUCGCUCCAAAGAGGAUCCGCGGUACACGCGCGUGGUGGAUUUUAUUCGCAGGGUCAUGCAGGAAUACGAGGCCCAGGAGAUGGGUCGGUUGGGAGGGGAUGGGUGCAGUACAUCCACGCAGCAGGUCAGUGUGGAUCAGUCUAGGUUAGAUACCAGUGACAGUGCCAACAGCACCCAGGAAACAGAGGAGGCGGACGAGAACGUGGAUGAGGGCUUGGGUGCGGUGCUGUUGGAGAGUCGGGGGGAGAUCAGUACAGAUGAAAAUACGCGGCAGGCUGGGAAGAGCGCCGAUGACAAGUAGGUAUACCAGGGUGGGUAUACGUAAGUUGGUAGUCGGUAUACAAAAGUUGGCAGUAGGUACAUAUUUGGUAUACAUAGUAGGUAUACAUAACCGGUAGACAUAAUUUGUGUACAUAAUUGGUAUACAAUCGCGGGAAUCACUCUGUGAGUUGACAUAUACAUGCGGCGCUCCUGUACAAGAGGAUCUGCAGGUAUGCAUGACUCGUGGUAGUGUUACGAUGCCAUGGCUUGUUAUGUAACGCAGGUAACAUCUUAAGCACGAUGUGAGUUAGUGAUAUUUUAUGCCCGAGGCGGUAGUAGCGAUUAUGAGAAGUGUCGAUAAUACAAAACGGAGGGAAGGCGAUGUCGAACGACAACAUAACCUCCAUCUGCCAAUGGGCGAGUCGAGUCACCAGUUGCGUAGGGUGUACGGCGACCAUUUCUUCCAAUCGAGUGUGGGGGUAUGCCUGCAUGCCUGUAACUAAUACUUUAGCGAGACAAUUGCCUUAAGCCAAUGAGAGCAUAUGUUUGCACGACGAUGUCUAUGAAUUGGGUGACGGUGUCGGGAGUUGUGUAUGCGACGUGUCGGCGUGCGACGUUUCUAAUACAGGUGCUCUGGACAUACCGAGGUGACAGUGAUCGCCCGAAGUGAUGUUCUGUACUGGAAGCUGGGUUGCUGACGUAGUGCACACAGUGGCCGCAACUACCAGAAAAGGGCAUCUGCCUUUACUGCCACUGGAUAAUAAAAUGCGAGUAGAGGAAAAACACAGAUAGGCGUCAUAGUACGCACGGCAUCGCAACACAUUGCUAGCUUAACG
This is a messenger RNA of Sphaeroforma arctica JP610, 1216 nucleotides long. RefSeq lists its product as hypothetical. Lineage: Eukaryota; Ichthyosporea; Ichthyophonida. Bases 37 to 420 code for a protein of 127 amino acids. The transcript has a single exon. The record is from RefSeq and is a predicted model, not a curated record.